AUGGAGCUGCAGCUUCCACCCCAUGAAGGAGACGAGCUCUUUGUGGUGGACAUGCACACAGGAGGAGAACCUCUACGCAUCAUCAUCAGCGGCUACCCAGAGGUCAAAGGUGACAGUGUGCUCUCCAAGCGCCGCUAUGCCCGGGACUACCUGGACCACUUCAGGAGGGUGCUGAUGUUCGAGCCACGGGGACACUACGACAUGUACGGAGCCCUGGUGGUGGACAGCGAGCUCCCCGAGGCUCACCUGGCCGUGCUGUUCCUGCACAACGAGGGUUACAGCACCAUGUGUGGACACGCCAUCAUCGCACUGGGACGCUUCGCCGUGGACUACAAACUGGUGAAGGAACCGCAGUCCCCGGAGACACAGGUGAACAUCCACUGUCCCUGUGGUCUGGUGAAGGUGUUCGUUGAGUACUCCGACGGGAAAACGGGGGGCGUGAGGUUUCAGAGCGUGCCGGCGUUUGCAUUUGCGACAGAUGUGGCUGUGGCGGUGGAGGGAUUUGGAGAGGUGAUGGUGGACAUCAGCUAUGGAGGAGCUUUUUACGCCUUCGUUGAUGCUCACAGGUUUGGCCUGGAAGUGACAAAGUCCAGGACUCGAGAUCUUGUAGACGCAGCAACAGCGGUGACCAAAGCAGUGAAAGCUCAGGUGAAGUUGCAUCAUCCCACCAGUGAUGAUCUGGCCUUUCUCUAUGGCACCAUCCUCACAGACGGCAAAGAUGAUUACUCCUCUGAACCCACGGCCAAUAUCUGUGUGUUUGCAGAGGCUCAGGUGGACCGAAGCCCAACCGGCUCAGGUGUCACAGCUCGAGUGGCUCUUCAGUACCACAAAGGUCUCAUCCAGCUGAACCAGACCAGGACGUUUCAGAGCGGAGCCACAGGAUCCGGGUUCACAGGAAAAGCCGUCCAGGAGACCGUGUGCGGAGACUUCAAGGCCGUCGUGGUGGAAGUGGCGGGCAGAGCUUUUUAUACCGGAGUUUCACGCUUCGUGCAGGAACCAGAAGAUGAGCUGAAGCACGGCUUUCUGCUGAAGUGAGCACCUUUGAACAAACUGGUCUUUAUUUAAAACUCACAUUUUAAAUAUUAAAAAGAUA
Molecule: messenger RNA, 1093 nt
Organism: Nematolebias whitei (Rio pearlfish)
Lineage: Eukaryota; Metazoa; Chordata; Actinopteri; Cyprinodontiformes; Rivulidae
Product: trans-L-3-hydroxyproline dehydratase
Exons: 5
Coding region: 1-1035 (344 amino acids)
Molecular function (GO): hydro-lyase activity
Source: RefSeq, a predicted model, not a curated record